CACGAGGAGUCGGCCGGUCGGAACCACAGCCUGGCUCAACGGGUGCAGGACCUGGAGCAUCGGUACAGCGAGGCCAGCACCCUGCAGCACAUCCAGGCCACGCUGCUCUACGACAUGCAGGCACAGAUAAACAACAUUUCCGUCCUGACCGACUGGGCCUGGCGCAAUCCCACUUGCCUCAGCCCUGCCGAGAUGAGGCUGCAGGAGGAGAUGCACCAUCCAGAGGUGAAGCAUGCCAGGAACUGCCCCAUCGACUGUGCUUCCGUCUACUACAAUGGGCUGCGGCGGUCUGGGGUCUACAGCAUCAUGCCCUCGGUGGGAGGGAUGCCUAUUGAAGUGCUGUGUGAGAUGGACACUGAAGGUGGGGGCUGGACAGUCAUCCAGAGGCGUCAAGACGGCUCAGUUGACUUUAACCGGACCUGGAACGAGUACAAGGAGGGCUUUGGGGACCUCAAUGGCGAGUUCUGGCUGGGCAACGAGAACAUCCACAAGAUGACGAGCCAAGGGGACUACUCUCUGCGCAUCGACCUGGAGGACUGGAACAACAAGCACAAGCAUGCUUUCUACCAGGUCUUCAGCAUUGAGGACGAGGAAAACUAUUACCGGCUGCACGUGGAUGGGUUCAGCGGGACGGUGGAGGAUUCCUUUGCCUGGUACCACAACAAGAGGAGCUUCAGCACACCCGACUCGGGGAACAUCUGCGCGGAGAUUUCCCACGGCGGCUGGUGGUACCACCAGUGCUUUUUCUCCAACCUCAACGGUGUGUACUACAAGGGCGGACGAUACUCCAUUAAAAACCGCAAGAUCCUGGGGCCGGACGGUAUCGUGUGGUACUCGUGGAAGGACACAGACUACUACUCCCUGAGGAAGGUGGUCAUGAUGAUCCGGCCACGUACUUUCCGGCCCCACCUCUCCCCGUGA
Leptosomus discolor (cuckoo roller) is the source of this 921-nucleotide messenger RNA. Lineage: Eukaryota; Metazoa; Chordata; Aves; Leptosomiformes; Leptosomidae. The record is from RefSeq and is a predicted model, not a curated record.